GUCUGAAUACUUUCCGAAUGCACUGUAGAUAUUCACAGAUUUAUAAAUCACACCCACGUCAUUGAGUUUGACACAGAACGACACAGCUGGGCAUCUCAGUAUUAAUCUGACUAGUGCUAUAAUCCUGUCACUUCCUAGGAUACAGAGAUGAGAGCCAAUCAAGACCAGGAGGCCUUGAGAGCUCUCAGAGUGCAGGCAACAGAGUAUACUACCAAGGUGAGGUUUUUGGAGACAGCCCUGACAACAUGCCAGGAUGAGUUGAGCGACUGUAUGCAACAGAUAAAGGGAGUGAAGGGACGCUACGAGAGAGAGCUGGAGACGAGCGCUAAAGAAGUGGAGGCUCUGCAGGCGGAGAUGAGGGGUAGCUCUCUGGUGUGUCAGAGCUCCAGUGAGCAGAACUUGCAGCUGCAGCACACCGUCCAGAGACAGCAGACCAUGCUGCAGGAGAGCACCUCCCGUGUGGCAGAGCUAGAGGACAGACAGGCGCUGUUACUUGAGCAGGUGGGACGCUUGGAGAAGGACCUGGAGAAAGAGAAGGUGUUAGCCUUCAAAGAGCUGAAGAGGAGAGACCAGAGAGCCCAGGAGGCCAUAGAGGGACUGCAGGAGGCUAGUCAGCAGGCAGCGAGACAUGAGAGAGAAGCCCUGCAACUCUCCAACUCUGUCACGCAGUUGUCAGAGGACAUGAAUAAGGUUCAGGGAGAGCUGAGUGAGCGAGAGCAGCAGAUGCUGCUUAUACGGAGAGACAGCGACACCAAGGCCUUACAGCUCUCUAAGAUGGAGAAGAUGCUAGCCGAGACUAGAGGAAAGCUGUACAAGAAGACAGAGUCUGGUACGGAAAGUAAAGGGCGGGACAACCGAGACAAUAUGGUCCAGGAUCUGGAGGAGAAGGUGCGUUUGACCAGGAAGGACAGGAGGAGCUCCCUCCACCGCACCCAGCUGCUGGAGAGCCAGAUGAAGACGGUGAAGGGAGAGCUGGUGGACACACUGGACCACCUGCAGGAGCUACGAGACCGGCUGAGAUGCUCACAGGCCAACGCAGAGCAGCGCAAAGUUGACAUGGAGAAACUGCAAGCAGGGAUGAGAUGGCGCCGACAGAGACGGUCGCCUCACUUCGAGUCCUUAAGUGUUAUUACAUACAGCCGGGAACUAUUGGAURUAAGAGCAACGUCAAUUUACAAACCUUACGACCAAGAAAACGACUUUCCUGAAGCACAUCCUCUGUUCGGACUACCACCCAGGACAUUGGAUCUAAUCCCAGAGGCCAACCCAAAACAAAGUCGCCGCAGAAAGGGGUAAAUGGAGCGGCCUCCUGGUCAGAAUUCGAAGGCGUGCACACCACCCACCACUUCUGCGUAUAUUAC
Salvelinus sp. IW2-2015 is the source of this 1361-nucleotide messenger RNA. NCBI's taxonomy places the organism in Eukaryota, Metazoa, Chordata, Actinopteri, Salmoniformes, Salmonidae. The record is from RefSeq and is a predicted model, not a curated record.